Arabis nemorensis is the source of this 645-nucleotide messenger RNA. Lineage: Eukaryota; Viridiplantae; Streptophyta; Magnoliopsida; Brassicales; Brassicaceae. The record is from the annotation of a GenBank genome assembly.
AUGUUUAUGAAUCGGCUAUUCGGGAAACCAAAGCAGGAGACUAAUACUCUCCAAACAUUAGACAAGCUCAAUGAGACCCUUGAGAUGCUAGAGAAGAAGGAAGGUGUUCUUUUGAAGAAAGCUGCUGGAGAGGUUGAGAGAGCAAAGGAAUUCACCCGGGCCAAGAACAAACGCGCGGCUAUACAGUGUUUGAAAAGGAAGAAGUUAUACGAGCAACAAGUUGAACAGCUUGGGAAUUUCCAGCUCCGUAUUCAUGAUCAAAUGAUUAUGUUAGAAGGUGCCAAAGCAACAACAGAGACUGUAGAUGCUUUGAGGACUGGUGCUGCUGCAAUGAAAAAUAUGCAGAAGGCAACUAACAUUGAUGAUGUGGACAAGACAAUGGAUGAGAUCAACGAGCAAACCGAGAACAUGAAACAGAUCCAAGAAGCAUUGUCUAACCCAGUUGGAUUUGGUGCUGAUUUCGAUGAGGAUGAAUUGGAAGCGGAACUUGAAGAACUAGAAAGCGAGGAGCUAGAAGAGCAACUUCUUCAGCCAAUAAGACCCGUUCCAAACGCUCCUGAGCCAAAGCAACCUGUCCGUCCCGCACCUCAGAAGACCGCUCAUGAUGAUGAACUCGCUGCAUUACAGGCUGAUAUGGCUCUCUAA